This is a messenger RNA of Rotaria sp. Silwood2, 521 nucleotides long. NCBI's taxonomy places the organism in Eukaryota, Metazoa, Rotifera, Eurotatoria, Philodinida, Philodinidae. The record is from the annotation of a GenBank genome assembly.
AUUUUUAAUCAGAAAUUUUUUACAUGGGAGGAUAAUGAGUUUCCCCUACUUAUUUAGAAUAAAAUACGUAUGUCUUAUUAAUGAAAGAUAUAUAAUAUCAAAUAUUUUUUAAAUCGAAGUUUAUGUCAUUCUCUUUUUAAAUAGCUCGUCCUCGUGAUCCUAAGGUAAUUCAAUAUUUUAUGGAAGUUACCAAUAUAUUGACUGGUAAGGAUGAUCAUGAAGAAGAAGAGGAUAUGGAGACGAUUUUCACCAAUAUCUUGACAUCAUUGGGAAUGACCGAAAAUCAAUUAAAAUCUUGUCAUGGUAAAACAGCAACGUUAACGGCACGACAUAUCAUGAUAUUACAAUAUCCGAACCCGGAACCGGACUUUAAGUUUAAGGAAAUUAAUGAAUCCAUUAUCGAUUCAAUUAUCCAAUAUGCAAGAAUUGCCAAUCCAGCUGAUCAAGCUAGUGAUUCUGAAAUAAAACAUGCUAUGGGCAAUUAUGUAGCUGCUUAUGUGUACAAGAAUAAAUUGAAAUAA